AUGUAUUGCUUGAAAUGCCUAAAGUACUUUGAAAAAACUUACGGCGAGAAGCAAAGGAACUGCAAGGAGUGUGAGGGUGUGCUGUACCACGAGUGCAAGGCGUGCGAGAAACGCUACCGCAACUACUGCGACAUGACCAUGCAUUUGAAGUACGACUGCAACGAGGAAAAAGUUCUCGCGUGCAAACAGUGCGAGUAUACAACGUCACGUCGGGCUCGCUUGAACGAUCAUUACAAGGCCAUGCACACCGUCACCGACAGCAAAGACUUUAUCAACUGUCCCAAGUGCCAGAGGUCCUUUCGCUUCGUGCGUUACCUGCGCUGGCAUCUGGUCCACGAAUGCGGGGACGAAAAUUGGAACUACUGUCCCGAAAAGAACUGCGAUUUCAAGACUAAGUAUGCCACUUCGUUGCGCAAACACAUGAACAUCCACUAUCGGGACGAGAGCGUGACCAACGACUGUGCCAAGUGUGGAAAGAAAUACAAGACUCGUGGAGCCAUGCUGAAUCACGUCCGAAAUCUUUAUUAA
Copidosoma floridanum is the source of this 528-nucleotide messenger RNA. RefSeq lists its product as uncharacterized. NCBI's taxonomy places the organism in Eukaryota, Metazoa, Arthropoda, Insecta, Hymenoptera, Encyrtidae. The record is from RefSeq and is a predicted model, not a curated record.